AUGAUAAAUCCAACGAUGGCCAUGAAUCCUUUACUGACGGCACCAGGGCAGCAGAGGAUGCCACUGGUUCCUUCAUCAUUUGAACCUCCAACGGUGGAUCGAGAUUUAUUGUCUUCCACUGUAGCUCCUGCUGACCCAAGACAGUUUUGUGUUCCUUCCCAAUUUGGAUCCUCUGUUCUACCAAAUGCAAAUAUACCGAACGUGCUAUCCAAUCAUGUCUACUCAGGUUGGGGCAUUUUACCACCUGAAUCCAUAAAGGCAAUGGCAAGAAGGAAUGAAAUGAUUCAAAGGCAGCAUACUGCCAGGAUGGAAAUGGAAAUGCAUGCAUUUUACCAGCAAAGGAGAAUAGAAAAAGUGAAUCCCAAGGGACUAGCAGGACCAGGGAUACCAUUCCUCUAUACCUCCAGCAUCCCUCCUGGCCCAGCCAACUACCAUGGCAGGAGCAUGCUCCCUGCCAGUGACCUGCAUUUUCACAGAAGCACCCUGAGAAACCUUCAGGGAACCCCCACGCUAGUGGCAGCUGGUCCACAUUUGCUAGAGAGCUGGGGUCAGAAAUGUCGUCGUCUCAGGAGAGGUGCUGGGAAUCAGAAAGUUCUAGACAGCGAUAUUGAGAGCUCUAAAAGUCAAGGAGAAGAAAAAAUCUUAGGCCAGACUCAUGUGAUUCCCUACGAAGAGGAUGAAUUUGCAAAAGAACCAGAAACCGAAGCUCUCAACAAUCAGAAGUCAAGGGAAACCAAUGAAAAGCCAGCUCUUGGCAACACCUGUGGGGAGCUCGAGCCCACCCAUAAAAAACCUUGGGGAGCUCAUGGUGCUCCCCUAGAAGCAAAGGCCUGGGAUGGUGCAAAGGAGAAGACUUCAGAGCAAGGCUUUGCAGCCUGUGGUGAAAAGAAUGGGGUUUGUCCCCCAAUUCCUCGACCGUCUCUGCCAGGAGCGCACCCACUGGUUACAAUUGGGGAAAAUCUGUCUUUGGAUGAAGAUAUUCAGAAAUGGACCGUGAAUGACGUGCACAACUUCAUUAGGGGCCUUCCAGGUUGUUCAGAUUAUGCUCAGGUAUUUAAAGAUCAUGCCAUUGAUGGAGAAACCUUGCCAUUACUCACCGAGGAGCAUCUUCGCAGCACUCUGGGAUUAAAGCUAGGGCCGGCACUCAAGAUUCAGUCACAGGUAUCUCAGCAAGUGGAAAGUAUGUUGUAUAAGAAAAGUCUUCUACUUCCUACCCAUACAAAACAACCAUUUGAUCAACCAGCAGAUACAUCCCCUCUUUUGGAUUUUAAUUCCUGGGGUGAUACAUUGGAUGUUCCUUGUUCCCAGGAUAUAACAAUUCCUAAAUGAAGCGAACAAGAUAGCAUGAGAAAUUAAAACCCUCAAGGAGCAAGAACAGUCUUUAUCAGUUUUCCAAAGAGUCCAGGACAUUCUGAAGGGCGUGUGAGGGUUUCCCAAGAUGAGAUGGAAGCUGGGAAGAAGAGAAAGCCAGCCCUCCUGGAGCCGUUAAGGAGGCCUUGCCCGAGAGCCUUCCUAAUGUGACUUCAGCCCAAAGUGGCUGCAGGUGUAUCCUUGGAAGCAAAUGCUGAAUGAAGGAGAGCAUUUGCAAACACCAAAAAAGCUACAGUUGGAUGAUUCCAUGAGGAAAUCUCCGAAGAAGCCAAAAGAACCAAUACUGAAAAAAAAAAAAAAAAGAAGAGUUCCUUAUCUCCCUUCACUCAUUUCCCAUCCCCCAACCCAGAAAGAGACCAAGGCAAUCCCGUGGAGUUGAAAGAUGUAGAAGAAAAAGUGGCAAAGUACAAAAAUGAGAAAGAGAAGCUGACCACAAGGCCUCCACUUUUUCUCACUUCAGGCUUCCAGGCUGAAGAAGGACCAAGCCAGGGAAGAACAGAAGGUUUAACCUUUCAGUUCAGAGAGACUGUUAUUCAGCAUUUUCUUUCUGACAUGAAAUUGUCAUGACUCAAAAUAACUCCUAAUUAUCUGAGACCGAGAUGAAAAGUAACAGUACCCACCUCAGAUUUCCCACAAAGGGUGGGGAUAGAGUUAUCUCUGCAAAGCAGGUUUGAAUUGGCUGGAGGGAGGGGAGAAGAUGAAGGUGACUUUCUGCUUGUCCCCGUGGAGUCCCUCUCAACUUUACACUUAACAGAAAGCCU
This is a messenger RNA of Acinonyx jubatus (cheetah), 2132 nucleotides long. It is a transcript of the gene SAMD7, whose product is annotated as sterile alpha motif domain containing 7. The record is from RefSeq and is a predicted model, not a curated record. The transcript is spliced from 7 exons. Bases 1 to 1329 code for a protein of 442 amino acids. NCBI's taxonomy places the organism in Eukaryota, Metazoa, Chordata, Mammalia, Carnivora, Felidae. Gene Ontology annotation, molecular function: protein binding.